AUGACAACGGGAGCAACAAGAGUUUAUAUUGGACGUCUUGCUAGAGAUGCUCGUGAACGUGAUGUUGAAAAGCUGUUUCGUGGAUAUGGUACCAUCAAAGAAAUAAAAUUAAUGAAUGGAUUUGGCUUUGUUGAAUUUCGAGACCAUCGUGAUGCUGAUGAUGUUGUUUACAGUUUUAACGGUAAAAGUUUUAUGGGUGAAAAAGGAGAACGUAGAAGACGUGAACGUGAUGAUCGUAGAGGGGACAGAGAUGACCGCAGAGAUAGGGACAGGGAUAGGGAUGAUCGUCGACGAGACGACCGUGGUGACAGAGAUCGUGGCAGGUUUGCACCACCUCAGAGAAAUCCUCACUAUCGUCUAAUUGUGGAAAAUUUGUCUUCAAGCUGUAGCUGGCAGAUUCUUCAUAUUGGACUUGGUUGUGUAUCUCUCCCUCCUAUCCCUAAUGCCCCCAAUGGCUACUUAAUUCAGCAUAAAAAUGUCAUGGUGAUUUCUACCAUACAUUUUCCUAUAUCACAAUCUCUAAACAAGACUGAGAGUAGACACCGGUUUUACAAAAUAUGGAAUCUUUUUGCUCGCCCUUAUUUCCGAUCUAUGAUUUGGGUUUCUAUUUUCUAUCUGCCUUUAUGUGUGCCUGUUGUGUUCUAUCACCAAUCAUCGUCAUUGGAUCUAUUGGCUCUUGUUUCUUCCAUUGGUUCUUCUCAUAUGGAAUAUUACAAGAGUCUAAGAGGGUCAUCAGAUCUCAAGGACCUAAUGCGAAAAGCUGGUGAAGUAACCUUUGCAGAUUGUCAUAAAGAUCGCCAUGGAGAAGGUGUGGUUGAAUUUUCUUCUUAUGAAGAUAUGAAAAAUGCAAUCAAAAAACUUGAUGACACUGAAUUAAAAGGAAAACAUAUUAUUCUUCGUGAAGCUCCGGAUAACGAUGUUGAUCGUGAGCGUCGUAGAAAUUCGCGGUCUCGUUCAAAAUCACCACACCGUCGUCGUUCUCUAUCUCAUUCCCCACCACGUCGUCGUCGUUCUUCCUCAAGAUCCAAGUCACCAGUUUCUAAUGGAAAAGAUAAUGGUUCUCGUUCCCCUUCGCCUCAUACUAGAAAUGAUGAAUCUCCUAAAAGAAGUAGUGAACCACCUCAUGAAGAAGAGGACAAGUAA
Entrophospora sp. SA101 is the source of this 1143-nucleotide messenger RNA. The record is from the annotation of a GenBank genome assembly. Lineage: Eukaryota; Fungi; Glomeromycota; Glomeromycetes; Entrophosporales; Entrophosporaceae.